UACGUCUGCGCCAUGAGUUGAGAGGUUAUACAUGUGUCUGAAAAGAGUGAAGAUUUUAUUUUUGGUGAAGGGUAUGUUUGCAGAUAAUGUCCUCAGCUCAUUCCAAAACAAAAGCGGAUUACAGUUUGGCUAACUACGCGAACCAGGAGACUCAGCCGUCACCUCUCGCACUGCUUGCUGCUACCUGCAGUAAGAUUGGUAAUACUGCAAGUAAAGAGACGCAUCUUGUACAGGAGCAGAAGCAGCAACACGGUGCAUCAACGCCAGAAGUUGUGUUGACACUGGACGUGCCGCCGCAAUUACAGCAACAACUAGCUACACAAGGACAACAACAGCAACUGCGCCUACUGAACUCUUUGCAGCAGUUGCAUACAUCUCAGCCGCAACAAACUGACAACAAUACAGCGACAACCGUGGCGGGCCUCCAGCAGCAGAUAGUGAGAGAGACUAUUAGCAGAGAAGCGUUGUCCAUCUCAAGUCCCUCCGUGCAAGUACAACAACAGCAGCAGUCCCAGCAACAGCAGCAACAACAACAGCAACCACAAGUUAUAACACUUUCUCAGCUACAAAACUUUCUUCCCUUGCAACAGGCAGGGCAUCACGUGACCCAUGUUCAGCCAUCGGAUAACAAUGCCCACAGUCAACAACAAACAACGCAACAGGCUUCUCCAUCUGUCAAGGGCUAUGUCACCACUUCCACUGCUGCACCCACUGUUGUCUCAGUGCAGGGUGUCCCCGGACAGUUUUUACAGCAGGGUGCCCAGCUAGUGACAGCUGCAGGGCAGAACCUGGCAUACAAUGUGGUUCAGCCCAUGCAGACAGUUACAGUGGAUGGACAAGAGGCUUUGUUUAUUCCUGCGAUGUCCGCAGGUCAGCAUCAGGCUUUACAAAUUGCUGGUGGGCAGACGUUAAUUACACCUACAGGACAGAUUAUUAGGGCACCUGGAGUUUUUCCCACAAGCAUACUGCAGAACGUAGCGGGCCAGACAGUACAGAUGACAAAUGGCCAAAAUGUGUCAGUCAGGCCAGCAAGCAUGCCACAAGUGGUCCAGUUUCCUAUGCAGCAAACCAUCCCAGUGCAAGUGCCCAUUUCAACUGCAAAUGGACAGACUGUACUGCAGACCAUUCAUUUUCCUGUUCAAGCAAUAGCAACAGCAAUUCCAAAUAUAGUACAGACUUCGGGCAAUCAGAUGCAAAUGUUACAGCAGCUUGGUCAGGUGCCGACACAGCAAGUUGCCCAAAUCAUCACUCCAUCUGGCCAGAUCCAGCAGGUGCAGCUGACUUCAGCAGUGCAGCUGAGUGGCUUAGUACAAGCUCAAGCUCAGGCUCAAGCACAGGCUCAUGCGCAGGCCCAAGCACAGGCCCAAGCCCAAGCCCAAGCACAAGCCCAUGCCCAGGCCCAGGCCCAAGCUCAGGCACAGGCUCAAGCUCAAGCCCAAGCUCAGGCACAGGCUCAAGCUCAAGCCCAGGCGCAGGCUCAAGCUCAGGCACAAGCUCAAGCUCAGGCGCAGGCCCAAGCCCAGGCACAGGCCCAGGCCCAGGCUCAAGCCCAAGCUCAAGCACAAGCACAAGCGCAGGCCCAGGCGCAAGCCCAAGCCCAGGCCCAGGCUCAUGCCCAGGCACAAGCCCAGGCCCAAGCACAGGCGCAGGCACAAGCUCAUGCACAGCAGGUGCAAGCCCACCUACAAGCCCAGGCUCAGCAGAGUGUGAUACCUGCAGGAACCAUCAGCUCGGGCACUUUAACACCCAGUUCCUGGAGUCCAGCUAGUGCUUCAACACCUGGAGUUAGUGUACAGACAGUACCAUCACCAACGCUGGUAAGUGGAGGGGAGCAGUGUAGUGCUGCUGUGCAUUCCGCCCAGCAACAACCACUCUCCCAGCAGCAGCAGCAACAACAGCACCACCAACAGCAGCAGCAACAGUCUCCUCAGCAGCAGCAAUCUCAGCAGCAGUCAGCAGUGUCUCAGCAGCAGCUACAGCAAUCUCAACAGCAGCAGCAGCAACAGCAACAACUUCCGCAGCAAGCAGCUCAGUCACUUUUGCUUGGUCAGGGGCAGCCCAUCACUUUGACUGGUGCACAAGGCCAACAACUGACUGUCAUACCUGCAUCGAGCCUUGCAGGACUGCGAGCAUCUGCGGGAGGUGGUAUUAUACAGGUUCCUAACUUGCAGGCAAUACCAGUGCAAAACAUUCCUGGUCUAGGCAAUGUGCAGCUGAUCCCAGCCAGUGCUCUGUCAGUCAAUGCACAGGGCCAGUUGGGAGUCCCAACAGCUCAACAAGCAACAGGGACGAGCCUAGCUGCCACUCCUGCUCAGGUAGUGGCAGCUCAGAGUGGUGGCCAGCACAGUUCGCAACAGACUGACACUGUGGAGGGGGUUGGCCUGGGCACAAAGUGGCAUGUUAUCCCUCACCAGCACGUCGGACAGGCGCAGGUUGUUGUCACAGCACCUCAUCCUGUUACAGUCACAUCAGCUCCAGCUGAGGAUACACCAGAACCACAGCAAAAGAUACGACUGCGGAGAAUAGCCUGCACUUGCCCAAACUGCUGUGAUGGUGGAGAAAGAAAUGCAGAACGUAAGAAGCAACAUAUCUGCCAUAUACCAGGGUGCAAUAAAGUGUAUGGGAAAACGUCACACCUUAGAGCACAUUUAAGGUGGCAUACUGGAGAGCGACCUUUCAUAUGUAACUGGGUAUUCUGUGGGAAGAGAUUUACACGCUCAGAUGAGCUCCAGAGGCACAGACGAACACAUACAGGAGAAAAAAGGUUCCAGUGCCCAGAAUGCAAUAAGAAGUUCAUGAGGAGUGACCAUUUAACCAAACACAUAAAAACUCACACUAAAAGAUCUGGGGAUUAUGACGAUACAGAUAUGAGUGAAAAAGAAGUUUGGGUGUCUGAUGUUGAUCAAAAUGGAAUAUUUUCGCUGAAACAGAUACAGUUUUCUCAGGAAGCUGCAACAUCAACACAAUCAGUCUCAUCUGAUGGCAGUUCAUCAAAUGAUGAAAAGAUGAUGAUCACUCUACAGACAGAAGCUGAUCAUUCUGAUCUUGCAAUUAAUGAGGCUAUGGACUCUUCGAUGUCAAAUUAAAAUGGUUAACUCAAGAGCCUUUCAGGAUUUUUUAUAAGUACAUGAGACUUGAAGUGUAAAUAUGUAUUUUAUUGUGACUGUUAAUGUGAACUGAGAUAUUCCAGUGAUUGUGCAUAUGUAAAGACAGAGCUUAAUGAUUAAAUCACUGCCUUAGAUUUAUUGUGUAACCACUAGGUGGUGAUACCAAGAAGUGCCUCAAAAAUUGUAUAAUGUGGUUUUGUGUGUGUGUGUGUGUGUGUGUGUGUGUGUGUGUGUGUGUGUGUGUGUGUGUGUGUACAUGCAUUCUUGCCUGCGAGCAAGUAUGUUAAGUUGGAGAUUGUUUGUAAAUAAAUGCUGAAAGUAAUUUUACUUUCCUACAUUGUGUACAUUGUUUUGUAUAAUAUUGUUUUAAAAUCAAAACUGAGUUUUGAAAUUGUGUAUGUGUUGCACAGUAUAAUUGUAAAUCAUAGUUAGGUAGAUGAGGUAUUGUCAUAAUAUCUUUAUAUAAGUUGUGGCUGCUGUUUUAACUAUAGUUUCCAGAAAGAGAGAGAAAUUUUCACAGUUAUUUAGUUGUAUAAAAUUGUUUCAAAAUGAAAUUUUAAAUAUUUAUGUGUGUGUAUGAAUGCAUGAAGACAUUCACAAAGCACUGAGUUACAUGCGAGAGAGAAUGGUUUCCCCCCUUAUUGGGGCCAAGGAAUGACAGUUCUCUAAUAAAAGUAAUUUCAGGGUAUUUUUUUAAUUGUGGGAAUUGCCCAACAUCUGCAACAGAUUUUAUAAGUUAUCCAUUGCAAAGUUAGCAGACGUUUAUAAGCAUUAGACUCAGUUUUUUUUAAUGAAAACAAAGUGUGAAUAUCUCAUUGUAAUGAAUUAAUUAAUUGUGAAUGAACUUAAUGACUGAAAAUUUAACCCUUAUUCAGCUGUAAUUCACAGAGUUGAAACUGGGUUGAGGAAUUAUCAUGAGGAAGGCUUAGUUGAGUAAUUUGGUGAAGAUAACUAAAAGAAACAGCAAAAUUCCUUGUUUUUUAUUUACUGCAGUUGAGAUGCUAAGAAAGGAGAGAUCACUGACAUUGCCAUUCAGUACAUCUUUAUUGUGUAUAAAGUAUGUAAUGAGAGUCAGUGUAACAGAUUGAUAUUAUUCAUUUAAGUGCUAAUCCACUUCAUGAUGAUCUCAAGUGUACUCUUAUUUUGGACAUUUGUUAAGUCAUAUUCAUUCAGCCAAAGACAGGAAGUAAUACUGUUAAAUGUGUGAUGGAGCUUUUUGCAGAAAUAUGAACCUUGAUGGAAUUGUUUGCUUGGAAACACGGUACAUGAUAUUUGGGCUGGCAUUGAAGGAGAAAAAUUUGUUAAUGCAACUAAUUUAUUCUUUUUUAUUCAUAUCAUUAACUAAUUGUAUGUGACAUUUUGAUUUUUUCCCCAGUAUUUAUGUAUGAUCUCAUUUCUGUCAGCAGUAGGUGGUAUAACAGUAAUAUUUCAGAGUCCAAAUGUUAGCUUCAAAAGUCAACCUUUUCUUUAACAAAAUUUGAUACUUAAGAGACAAAUUUUAUUAACAAAGCUAGCUAUGUUCUGUUUCAUGAAGUACCACUAUUAAGCAAAUGACAGCACUUUGUAUUCUUAAAUAUAUCUUGAGCAGUCAGUUACUACAAUUUUUCUUAGCUGGUAGUUACUCCAUUAAUUUAUGUAUCAUUAACAUCAACUUUCUGUACAUCAUAUUCUUUUAACUUUUUCUCAUCUUUAAAUACUUCUGAAGAUUAAAUUUACUCAUCGAAUGUAUUGUGUAAAAUGUUACACAUAAAACUGGUUUUUCCUUCCAAACCUUUGUUUGCUAUAGAGUAAUUUGUGCAGCAUGAUUGAUUGACUUUCAGCUUUUAUUAUUUGUAUUACACAAGGUUUUACCUCAUUCCAGAUGUGGUAAACUGUCACAAAACUUGAAUAUACAGGAACAGAAAAAUUCCCCUACCCCUUUUUUUGUUUUGUUUUUUUCUGUUGAUAUAUAACAAGUGUAAAUGUUUCUUAUUGCUUAUGAAGUAUUUGCAAUGCAUCUUUCAUCUACUCAGGUUUGAUUUAGGCCAUCUGUGAACCACUUUGGCAGUUUUUGUAUUAAUCUUCAUCACUCUUGCUUUUGUGUUGUGCCAGUGUUUAUUUACCCUCUUUUCCUUCACUUAAAGAAGCUGAAAAUUCUUUUUGUCAGUCUGUUGUAUCUGGUCAUAGAUGUGUACAUAAAAAUGUGGGAGGUAAGGUGAUGUACCACAUGAUGCACCAGCAAAUGUCAUAUGUCAGUCUGUCUGUAGAAUGCACUUUAUAACAGUCUUACCAGUGAGUUUUGUUACUUUUGCAAUGAUUUGGUGCUCUUCAGCUCUUGAUUUUGCUGUUCCCAAGUCGCUGUCAAUGACUGAGACAUUAGGCCGUGUCUGUCGGACAGUCUAUCCUAGACCAUUUCUCCCUUCCAAUCUGAAUGCUUUCACAAGAGAUUCCUUUUGGCAUGACCUUUUCAAAAUGCUUUGUGUUCUACGCAAGUAUUUUAUGUAUGAAUUGUUAGGUAGUUUGAGCUAUUAUACCAGUCAAGGCACACAAAUUAUAUAAAAUUUCAUUUUAUCUAGUUAUUUUGUGGAUACUUUCAUUGUUUUUGAAACAUUGUCAUUUAUCGUUCCCAUAAUAGACUUGAAAUUGAGGACAUACCUAUCUGAAAAUUUGAUUCUUUAUCAAACAAUAUCAUUAUACAUCACGGAAAACAAAAUCUGAAGGUGAACAGUCCUACUUACUUUGUUACUUUUGUGGUGAUCCUUAUUGUGAGGUAACUUAUGUUUUACAAUUACUUAACAUUGUAUGUGAUAAAUUAUUUUCUUCCCUAUUAAGAUCCUUCAGUUGGUGAACUUUUGCUUUUACUUAUCUAUGCUGUCUCUCCUGGUUUAAAGCCAAUUCAUACAACCUAAAGAAUUUUAAAAUGUUUUCUUAAGAAUUUCUAUUCUUGCCAAAGACUGCUAUGGCUUAUCCCAGAAAGAAUGUGAAAGUUUGGCUAAUGGUUUGUCACCAUGCAUGGAAUGCAGUGGAUAGAAGGUAGUCAAAUCUGUACCACUAGGUUUGUCAAUGUAUUUACACCAAUUUAUGAUGCAAUCUUCAGAAAAAGUUUUUUUAAAAAUUGACAUAAUUCACCAUUUAGUUGAACUGUGAAAACAUUGUGGCUCUUUAAUGUUGUCCUUGUUACAAGCAUUGUUAAAAUUUGUCAUUUUAUACGCAAUACACUUAAUGUGCUGAUGUGCGCAAUAGAUUUGUUACAUGCAACGGCAAAUUAGACUUCUAUUGUUCCUGAAUAAUUUUAUAAUGUUUAUGCAAUGAUUGUUUCAGUGCACUUGUGUAUUGUAUGAAUAGUUUAAUAUAUGUGAGACUAUACCAAGCAGUCACAGUCAAAGAGACUGAGCAGUAUCUUAUUUUAAUUGUGUUGUGUGUUAGAAAAUGCUUUCCCAGACCACUUAUUGUAGAGAAAGUACUUUACUGUAUUUGUCAGUACAAAGAAAAAUUACUUUAUCUAAGUUGUGGAAAAGGCUUAUGAGAAAUUUAAAGUUUAUCUGUCUUAUGAGAAUUUUAUUGGUGUCUUUCUGUACUGAGAUAUAUACUGUUCAUAGUCUAAUUGCUGAAAUAUUCUAUAAUUUCCAGAUUAUAGCAGUUCACAAAACUGUAGG
This is a messenger RNA of Schistocerca cancellata (South American locust), 6742 nucleotides long. RefSeq names its product transcription factor Sp4-like. The record is from RefSeq and is a predicted model, not a curated record. Gene Ontology annotation, biological process: regulation of transcription by RNA polymerase II. Lineage: Eukaryota; Metazoa; Arthropoda; Insecta; Orthoptera; Acrididae. Gene Ontology annotation, molecular function: RNA polymerase II cis-regulatory region sequence-specific DNA binding; DNA-binding transcription factor activity, RNA polymerase II-specific. The coding region runs from base 87 to 3086 and encodes 999 amino acids. The transcript is spliced from 12 exons.